Molecule: messenger RNA, 2771 nt
Organism: Colius striatus (speckled mousebird)
Lineage: Eukaryota; Metazoa; Chordata; Aves; Coliiformes; Coliidae
Exons: 3
Coding region: 257-2272 (671 amino acids)
Biological process (GO): viral process
Molecular function (GO): nucleic acid binding; zinc ion binding
Source: RefSeq, a predicted model, not a curated record
AAGCAGCAUAUAAGGAGGUAGCUAGCAAAGGAAGGGUGGCUUCGAGUCAGCUCUGGUGGUUGUACUACGUUGCCCCUGUACGUCUCUGCACGUGCAUUACUUAGACCCUCUACGUCUUUGAGUGAUUAUUGCCUUCACAACAACAACAUUUGGUGACCCCGACGUGAUUCGCUGAAUCGGUUGGAUCAAGAACCCUCGGCAGAAAAGCACUUGGAUUUCUGCUGGAAAAGGCAAGUAAUCUGAGCAAACUGAUAUAAUGGGAAAAAUGCUAAGCAAAGAGGAAAGUCCUAUUGACACCCUCCAGCAUAUCCUUGCGGAAAAAGGAUUCAAUUAUGAAAGAGAGCCUUUGCUAAGGCUUGUAAGAUGGGGACAGGAAGUGGGUCUCUUUGCUUCCCCCCAAGAAGUGUAUGAAAAAGGACACUGGGAACAGCUAGGAGACAUGUUGAAUAAUGCUAUCGGUUUGUGUAAAUUGGUAUCAUCCAUUAUACACCAGCUAGAAGCUGAGCGUGCUGCCGCUGCUGCCAUGAAAGCAGAAGCUGCUGCACCAUCUGCGUUCCCGGUGGAUGCUAAAAGAUUCUUUGGAGGUGGUGACUUUAUAGUGCCAUCGGCUCCACCUCUAGAAGAAAAUACUCAGAGAUUCUUUGGAGGGGAUAAUGUCGUAAUACCCUCGGCUCCACCUCUGGAAGAGGAGAGCAUGGAUGUGAGCCCACCUCCCCCAGAACCCCCUAGAGCACCGUUCCAGGAGCCGAAUACACACAUUGCUUCUCCUCCCCUCCCACCCACCCUUCACCAUCCUGCCCCAUCCCACCCUUCUGCUAUACCUGAAGGAGUACCUAACAGAGAACGGAAGGUACGUUUUACAAAUGAUAUGCCGUUGCCCCUGAGCUCAUCAAUCCCUGAGUGUAUUCCUCUGCCAUCAUCACCCCCAACUUCUAGUGAAGAUCAACAAAGACAAUUAUUAAAGGAAGAGUUAAUACAACAUGGAGAAGAUAUGAAACACACUUUGGCCCAGCUGGAGGAACUGAUAGAAAAACCAAAAGCAACAGCUAAUCAGCUGUUGGAACGAAUUAAUGAAUUAACCAAAACAAAGAUUAAAGUUUCAUCCCCACAGGUACUCAGAGAUCCUCGUCCAGAUGAUUAUGAUCCGGCUAAGAAAUGGAGAGGCCUCAUACGUGAUGCGGUAAUCGAAGGCGAAUUUAUUCCGCAAGCCUUUCCAGUAAUAACAGCACAAAGAAAACGACAAUGGGCACCUUUAGAUUGGAAAUUGGUAAGAGAAGGCCAGAAAGCAGUAAUGCAAUAUGGCUUGUCCAACCCAUACGUUCAGACAUUACUAGAUCAUAUUUUUGCCAGUGGGUUAAUGACUCCAUUUGACUGCCGGAAGCUUGCAGAAACUUUCCUGAAGCCCACUCAGGUAUUAUUAUGGGAGUCUGAAUGGGAAAAAAGAGUUGAUCUGACGGUGGUGGAAAACAUGGACUUACAACAGGGAGAUCCGCGGCGAGUUGUCACAGCAGACAUGAUGCUGGGUAAAGGAGCAUUCGCUGAUCCUCAGGUACAAGCCCGGCUGCAUGAAGCUAUCUUGCAGCAAACACAGACACUGGCACGUCAGGCAUUUAAGAUCGUUCCUGAUAUGGGGGUGCCAGUUCCCUCAUAUACAACUAUUAUUCAAAAACCUAAUGAGCCUUUCAUGACCUUCUUAGACCGCCUAAGAGCAGCUCUGGAUCAUAUACCAAACAUGUCGGCUGAAGUCAAGGCGGAAAUAGGGUUACACUUAGCAGUUGCUAACGCUAAUCAUGAUUGCAAAAAGAUCCUGCAGGCUCUCCCGCGGACAGCAACUUUGGUCGACAUGAUAGAAGCCUGCUCUAGGGUAGGAUCGUCAGCACAUUUAGCUGAGGCAAUGGCAACAGCAUUGAAACCUUUAGUUCAAGCCCACAAAGGAGAUCGGAGGCCAAAGUGCUUUAACUGUGGAAAAAUAGGACACGUGAAAAAUCAAUGUCGGUCCAGACCAUUGGUAUGGACAAACAGCUCCGCCAGGCCAUCUGGGUCCAAUGGCAGAUUUCACGGUAAUUGUUACAGAUGUGGCAAGUUUGGCCAUAGAGCCACUGAGUGCCGCUCUCGAGUGGCCAGACAAACAAUGCAUAAGGGAAACGGGUUGACGAGCGCAAAAAGGGCGAGCGCGAUGACACAAAAACGCCCUUCAACACCAAGAGCUGCCUGGAUGGCCUCAGAUCAGCCACUGCAGGAAGCGCAGGAGUGGAUGUGGAAACAGCAGUAGAUGUAACCAUCCACAACACAGAGGGAAAGGCCUGGACCAGCAUCGCAUUCUACAAGAAGUGAACCGACAGUUAAGCAACUCCGGGUUGGUGAUCGCGCCAGAGAAGGUACAAAUGCACGCCUCUUGGAAAUAUUUAGCCAUGGUCUGGGCCACAGCCUUAACCAGUGACAGUUCUCGAGACGUCAUAAGACAUUGGAGGAGUUGCUUUGCUGUCCUUGGUGUUCCAAGAGAGAUAAAAACUGAUAAUGGCUCGGGAUACAUAGCCAGUAAAACACGUAAGUUUCUAAACUUAUGGGGUGUUAAACAUACUACUGGUAUCCCAGGAAAUUCCACCGGUCAAGCCAUUAUUGAACGGACACAUCAAACCUUAAAAGGCCUUCUAGAAAAACAAAAAACGGGGGAAGAGGGGGUGAGUCCUCAAGACAGACUAAUGAAAGCCCUUUAUACAAUGAAUCAUCUCAGAAUUGUGGCAAACCGGAAUGAACCACCGGCAUUAACA